This is a messenger RNA of Verticillium alfalfae VaMs.102, 543 nucleotides long. Its product is annotated as DJ-1/PfpI family protein. Bases 1 to 543 code for a protein of 180 amino acids. Lineage: Eukaryota; Fungi; Ascomycota; Sordariomycetes; Glomerellales; Plectosphaerellaceae. The transcript has 2 exons. The record is from RefSeq and is a predicted model, not a curated record.
AUGCCGGACGCCUUCCUGCCUCCCGAGCUCAAAGCCCAGGCCCUCGACAUGGAGUUCCACUGGGUCUCCGAGACGAACCGUCCCUGUCGCCUGACCAGUAGCAUAUCGAUGAACCCAACCGACACCUUCGACACGUGUCCGCCCCUCGACAUUGUCCUGAUGGGUGCCCAUCAUCCCAGCUACACGCCCAGCGCCGUGGAGCUCGCGUACAUCCGGAAAGCCUACGACGCCAGCGCCGCCUUCCUCACCAUCUGCGGCGGCCUCAUGGCCCCUCUCCAGGCGGGCAUCCUCGACGGCAAGACGGUCACGGCGCCGCGCUUCAUGCUCGGGCAACUGCGCGAAACGAACCCGGGCUCGACGUGGCUCGAGAAGCGCUGGGUUCGGGACGGGAAGCUGUGGACGAGCGGCGCCCUGCUGAACGGCGCCGACAUGGUGUCUGCGUUUGUGCGCGAGCAGUGGGGCCGUCAGGAGGGGAGCCUUGCGGGGGUGAUGGCAGAUAUUGGGGCUUGGCCGAACCGUGAUGUUGAUUAUAGAGAUGCGUAG